This is a messenger RNA of Arabis nemorensis, 213 nucleotides long. The record is from the annotation of a GenBank genome assembly. Lineage: Eukaryota; Viridiplantae; Streptophyta; Magnoliopsida; Brassicales; Brassicaceae.
AUGCAGGACAAGAAGGAUAAGAAAAGAAAGAAAGGGAUAAAUGAGUCUCCUACAAAGAAGCAACCAAAGCAGUUAAAGAGGGUAAUGCAUUAUAGCAUUUCUUCCCAACCUCAAGCUACUCAAGCUCCUCAAAUUCAAGCUUCUCAAGCUACUCAAAUUCAAGGUCGUCAAGCUUCUCAACCUCAAGCUACUCAAGCUUCUCAAGACUUCUAG